GGCACGAACCCGUUUACUGAACAGAAGAAGAAGAAGAAGAACCAUAGCAACGAUUAAAACAAAGAUGGCGGUGUCAGCUGCUGUGUUCUGGUCCAGUUCAACACUAUUCUGUUUAUUCCUCUCGUUUACUGACGUCACUACGAACGAAAACACAACAAGCGACAACUUGAGUACGACGCCGGGUGACCAGGACGUCACAUACGACGUUACGGACAGUUAUACACCGACACAGCCGACAGAGUUUGACUCCACAACGCCGACACCGACACCGACACCGAGCUACAGCAGCACCGAGGAGCCCGUCCAGCCCACCGUGCCCGCUGAGCCGACCGAGGAGCCCGUCCUGCCGACCGAGGAGCCUGUCCUUUCGACACCGAACUCCAGCAGCACCGAGCAGCCCGUCCAGCCCACCGUGCCCGCUGAGCCGACAGAGGAGCUCGUCCUGCCCACCGUGCCCGCUGACCCGCUGCCCGUCUCCGGCCGCCUGCUCACCCCCGUCACUAACGUUGACAGCUUGUGUCCCUGUGACGAGCACAAGGAUGUGUGUGACAUCAACUGCUGCUGUGACAGAGCGUGCAGUGAGGAGGUGGCUCUGUUCACCGGCUGCUCAGUGGACACUAUCAGUGGCAAAAAGCAGCUCUGCAGCCACGACGUAGCAUCCUACUCUUUAGGGAGCACAGUAGAUGGCUACUCCGAGCUACAGUCGUCUGUCCGGAAGGAGACUAAUUAUGACAUCUUCUGCAUUCAGUCGCAGAACCGUGUUGAUGGAUUAUCUCAUCCCCCUCCUGUUCUGCCAGCUGACAGCAACUUUGACUCACUCUUUAAAGAAUUCACCAGCUUUAUCUUUGGCUCAGAGGAGAACAGUGGUCAGGUAUCCACUGCAGAGCUCCAGGCCUCGUCUGGAUACCAGUAUGGCGAUGUGAUGGUGACAGCAGGAGAGAGUGGACAGAGAGGGAUGUUCUGGGUGCCAGCUCCUGGUCUCACUGCUGACUGUAUGGACACCAGUCCUGCAGCGUUCCUAAAGGAUCAGAGCAGUCGUUGUUCCCGGCGUGUGGUCCUGCAGCAGAACUGCAGCACUCUGCCGGCCCUCCGCAUGGACACCUAUACCACCAUCCGGCUCUUUGCUGGGAAGACUGAAGAUGCAGCAGUUGUUCCUGUGGAGGUGGCUUCAGUCAUCCUGCAGUCUGUUGAUGGGACUCAGACAGAGCUAAAGAUCAGCGGUGGAGAAAACCUCAACCCUGUUCUCCUGAAUCCAACCCUCUGUGCUAAUGUGGUGCUGAAGGUUGCCUAUGUGAUUCGGUACAACCCAGCUGGUGAGAUAGUGAAUGUGACGGUGUGUCUGGUACUUGGAUUUGUCCGUGAGGCAGCGCUGUCCCUGGAACAGGAGUUCCAUAUCACAUUUGUCCAGGAGGGUCGGCAGGAGGUGGCCGUCCACUACGGUGGAAAUCCAGGUUACGUGGUUGGACUACCUCUUGUAUCUGGAACAAGAACAGCAGGGGGGAUUGCUCGAAGCAUCGACCCCAGAGACACACUGUCUCUUCUCCACAGCGCUGAGGACCAGGACUGUCUGCAGGGAUCACAUCGGCAUCUUCCUGUCCUGUUCGGUCUGGAUUCUGUGUCCGGCUGCACAUUAAGACUGGAGGAUGCUGCCAACUGCUCCCUGGUCUUUCAGGUGCUUUUGGAUGUUCUGAGAGGACCAAACCGUGUCCAGUAUGUGGCUUCUUUUGGAAACACCCCGUUAGACUAUCCACUGGACUGGGUGCCAAUCGAGAACAACUUUAAUCCCGGGGAAGCACAGAGUUGCAUCAUCCCGUUGUCACUUCAUUUAGAAAUCGGAUGGACUAAAUAUGGAUCCUUGGUGAACCCCCAAGCUCAGAUUGUGAGCAUCAAAGAAGUAAUCCAAACCAACACCACCAGUUUGGACAUGUUGUCUGGAGGCAGCAGCAUCCUGUCAAUCAGGAGCUCUGUGGCCUUCAUACCAGUUUCUGCUGCUGCUCUUCCUGGUUACAGAGCGACGCCCACCAUCGAUGCCAAACUGCCCUUUGACUUCUUCUUCCCUUUUGUCUGAACAGCCCACGAGGACUCUUCUUCCCUUUUGUCCAAACAGUCCAUAAGGGCUCCACUCACCAGUGUAGGGUAACAUUUACCAUACUCAUUGGUUUGACAACAAGCACUGUUUGUAUGAUCAAUGUGUUCCUGUAUAUUCUGUGAAUAAUGUAUAUAGGAUGUUUGUAAAAAGAUUAUUUAACAAAUGUUUUUUUAAUAAACGAAAUCACUUCA
This is a messenger RNA of Sebastes umbrosus (honeycomb rockfish), 2280 nucleotides long. RefSeq names its product tectonic-1-like. Bases 65 to 2068 code for a protein of 667 amino acids. The record is from RefSeq and is a predicted model, not a curated record. Gene Ontology annotation, biological process: protein localization to ciliary transition zone; cilium assembly. The transcript is spliced from 14 exons. Gene Ontology annotation, cellular component: MKS complex. Lineage: Eukaryota; Metazoa; Chordata; Actinopteri; Perciformes; Sebastidae.